AUGGCGUCAAGUACCGGGCCCAUCUUCGAUGAGGCCCAAUAUCGCACCGAUGUCCUCCACCACCCCUCACCCGAAUCAGAAGCAGCGCAGGCGCAACAUCUAGCUGAAGAGGCUCAACAACUAGGUCUGGAAGUGCCAAAGAUCCAAACAUCUGUGCCACUAGCUGCCUCGAUUACUUCAGGAAUGGUUGAUCAUACCUCCCCAGUCCUGUCUUCUGGAUCCUCAACCGAUCGGAAUUCCGCGUGCGGCUCCGUUACCCCGUCUCACGAUCCAUCCUCUCCGGUAUCAUCCGUGCUUGAUCAGAUCGUCGCGUCGCUAUCCGAUGUCACACUUGCCUCAGAUCGCAUUAAGGCCGGCAGUACACGAUCACUGGCUUCGAUGUCUACGCGCCCGACUUCCUUUUGCUCUAGUGAGGGGAAAACGGGCCUUGCUGGGCACGGAUAUAAUGAUCCAUUCGAGCCCAAGUCGCAUCGGCAUUCAAUUCUCAGCGUCGCCUCGGCCGACAAGAAGGAGAAGCGGCGGAGCAGCUUGAAGUCCGCCAUUGGGAGAAUUCAUUUCCGCAAGAAGCGCACGUCCUCGGCCCUUAUCUUGCCCUCAGAUCCGCGCAUGGCUAUAUCCACCAGCGACAAAGGCGUUGAACACGUUUUCUUCGAACCUAACCUGGAACCUAAUAAUGCUGCCCAUGAGAAUAUUCCACCACAUGCGACCAGCGAGGGAUCGCCUCCCAGGUUGACAAUUCCUCUGUUCAGCGAAGAGAUGUUACAAAGAAGCCUGGACGAUCCAGAGCUAAGUGAGAUGCACGAACGGCAUCAGAUGGAAAGGAACCGACAUCUAGCCUUCCAAGACGCCGCUCUAAGUACCCUCCGGCGUCGGCACCAGACCGCUCUCUCAGAGCAGCAGUCUGACAACCAACGCCAGGAGGAGGAGAAACGCGAAAAGAACAUCGAAGCCAUAAUCCAAAUCGAAGAGCGACAGCUGGCGGUAGAAAUUGAACAGCAACGCGAGUUCGAUCGAGCCAAAAUGAACUCGCGCACUCGCAUCAAGCAUAUGGAGGGGUUCCUCCGCAAUACCAGCCCACCGCCAUCUCCCGCCGGGACAUCGACCAGAAAUUCCACCGGAGCUGAACGGUCCUCGGAAUCAUUCUCAGAAUCCGAGUCAACUCCCCCACCCCGUGUGUUCACUCGCCAACACAUGGAGCAGCUAGAACAACAAUACCACUCCCACAAAAGCAUGGACCAGCUCCAUGACGCCCGAAUCAAAGUCCUCCGUGACCGCCAAGAACUUAAACUGCAGGAAGCCACGGCGCGUAUGGAGAAGGAACUGGAAGAAAUGUGUAACCGACACAUCCAGGACGUUGCUACCUUACAAGCCGAGCACCAACGGGAGGAAGCCUCUCUCAUGCAAGCCUUGGAUACGAAGAAGGAGACCUUGCGGCACCGCUGGUAUUUGGAAGAGGCUGUCCUACGUCGGCAUCUCGAGGUGCGACAUGGCCAAUCAUAUGGUCCUUUGCCGCUUCUCACUUUCACAACUCCCAACACCCCCAUAUCGGUUGUAGUACACUCACCACUCGAAACUUCAACCCCGGAUACAAUCCACCCUAGCCAGGAUUGUAUGCCUCUUUAA
Molecule: messenger RNA, 1623 nt
Organism: Penicillium robsamsonii
Lineage: Eukaryota; Fungi; Ascomycota; Eurotiomycetes; Eurotiales; Aspergillaceae
Exons: 2
Coding region: 1-1623 (540 amino acids)
Source: RefSeq, a predicted model, not a curated record